Tupaia belangeri chinensis (Chinese tree shrew) is the source of this 2039-nucleotide messenger RNA. RefSeq names its product dual specificity phosphatase 14 (gene DUSP14). Gene Ontology annotation, biological process: protein dephosphorylation. The transcript is spliced from 3 exons. Bases 352 to 948 code for a protein of 198 amino acids. The record is from RefSeq and is a predicted model, not a curated record. Lineage: Eukaryota; Metazoa; Chordata; Mammalia; Scandentia; Tupaiidae. Gene Ontology annotation, cellular component: cytoplasm. Gene Ontology annotation, molecular function: MAP kinase tyrosine/serine/threonine phosphatase activity.
CAGUUGUCAGCACCGCACCCUUGAAGGAGGGAGACCUGGGCAGCACUGCACAGCGCCCACUCUGGCAGUGGUUCUAAGUGUAUUUCCCAACAGGCAGCAUCACCUGGGGAGUGCCAGGUUCAGAGCCCUGCUCCAGAACUGCUGAAUCAGAAGUUGAUUAACAAGCCCAGAUCUGAUCUGUAUCUGCCAUAACCAGCACUGCUCACUUAGGACUUCGGGAUCCAGACCGACGGCUCCAGCGCACCCCAGACUCUUCAGCAAGAAGGAGAUCAUCAUUUUGGAAUCCUUGGUGGAGGAAAACAUAGCACUGGUCUUGCCCCCAACGAUGCAAGUGUGAUUGCUGGUGUCUUCAUGAGCUCCAGAGGUCACAGCACACUACCGCGGACUCUCAUGGCCCCUCGCAUGAUUUCUGAGGGAGAUGUAGGAGGCAUUGCUCAAAUCACCUCCUCUCUCUUUCUGGGCAGAGGCAGUGUAGCCUCCAAUCGGCACCUCCUCCAGGCUCGUGGCAUCACCUGCAUUGUUAAUGCUACCAUUGAGAUCCCCAAUUUCAACUGGCCCCAAUUUGAGUAUGUUAAAGUGCCUCUGGCUGACAUGCCUCAUGCCCCCAUUGGACUGUACUUUGACACCGUGGCCGACAAGAUCCACAGUGUGAGCAGGAAGCAUGGGGCUACCCUGGUGCACUGUGCUGCAGGGGUGAGCCGCUCGGCCACUCUCUGCAUCGCUUACCUGAUGAAAUUCCACAAUGUGUGCCUGCUGGAGGCGUACAACUGGGUGAAAGCCCGGAGGCCUGUCAUCAGGCCCAACGUAGGCUUCUGGAGGCAGCUGAUAGACUACGAGCGCCAACUCUUUGGGAAGUCAACGGUGAAAAUGGUACAGACACCUUACGGCGUAGUUCCAGACGUUUAUGAGAAAGAGUCCCGACACCUGAUGCCUUACUGGGGGAUUUAAUGCCACCAAAUCCUGCAUCAGCAGCCCCGUGAGCGGUACCAGCAUCUGCUACACACUGUCUGCUCCCCUCUUCACCUUUCUUUUCAAAUGGUUGACUUUUGGUUUCCCUCAAGUGUUUUUACACUGGGUGUUCAAGUUUAAGAGCUAGGGAGGGGUGGGACAUAACGGGAAUGCAUACAUUGCUAGUAACAUUUUUAAAACUAACAUUUUGGAAUAGUGUUUACGAAAAUCUUUAACGGGCUUUUAAUCACUUUUAACAAUCUGAACAGUUGAGUAAACUGUUUGGUUCUGCUCUAUUCUGAAUCCCAUGCCUUUUGGCAUCAUGGCAGGUACGGAGGAGCUCAGUGCAAAAAUUACUUUGGGCCCUUUAACCCUUCAGAGACAAGCUUUGCCCAAGGCUGCCAACCAAAUAGAUGCUUAGGGACGAUUGAUACCAGCUUCAGUCUCUACUGGAUUAACCCUACUCUUUCCUUUCCCCUCUAUUAUUUAGUAACUCUGUAAGUUAAAAUAAACCUUUAUUAUUUAGCUGUUAAGUAAUUAUAAUGAAAUCUGCUGCAAAGACCCUUUUGGAAUCAAUGUGCCCCAGGAUUAUAUUAGCAUUAUUUUUAAUAAAUAUAUCUGCUUAACAUUAGAUUUUUUUACUAGUAAUUUCAGGGUGUGUGUAUGUCUGUUGUUGAUGGAAGAAAGAUGCUCUGCUCUCUAAUAACUGCUAAAAUAGGGCUCUUGUGACAGGAUCAAUACUUAAAAGUAGAUAUUCCAGCUGAAUCACGUCAGCAUUUCACAUCUUGGAGCGCAGCGGAUAAGUCAUUCGCAGUGCUGAACGGGAAACAGUGUGAAGUGAAUGCUCAGGUAAAAGGUGCUAUUUUCAGUUUCUUCUGAUAAGUGGAGAGCACCAAAGCAGCAAGUCCUCCAUCGACGAAAUUGGUCUUUAACAAAAGGUGUGCCUCUGCUAACUAUUCACAUACACACAAACGCUCUAAAUCAUGCUUCAAUGUAAGUAUUAAGCAAAUGAAAUGAUGGCUUCCUUUGUUUAACCUUGUUAAUGUCACCCAGUUCACUGCUCCUAAUAAAUUGUACAGCACAACCCGUCA